Molecule: messenger RNA, 917 nt
Organism: Paramisgurnus dabryanus
Lineage: Eukaryota; Metazoa; Chordata; Actinopteri; Cypriniformes; Cobitidae
Gene: fgf1b
Product: fibroblast growth factor 1b
Molecular function (GO): growth factor activity
Source: RefSeq, a predicted model, not a curated record
AUAAGAAGUGUGAAGGAGGAUAAAUGACACGCGCUCGUUGUAAGUGUCAGUUGAGCUCUGCUGGCGCCGCAGACGGUUGGACGGAUCCAUUACAGUAACAGAGGGUAUUCAUGGGCUCAGCGUGUCCUGGAAAAGCACUCUGCGCAAUGACCGAGGGAGAUAUCACCGUGUUUACACUUGGACCGACGACGAUCGAUCAAAAAGAUCCGAAACAUUAUGCUCUCCAAAAACUCUACUGCAAGAAUGGGGGAUACCAUCUCCGGAUCCAACCCAACGGGACUGUGGACGCGACUCGACAAGACAACGACAUUUACACUCUUUUGAAGGUGAAAGCAGUAAAAGCAGGAGUGGUCGCAAUCAGGGGUCACGAAACUGGAUUUUACCUUGCAAUGGACAAAUCGGGAAAACUUUAUGGCACUGGUACGUUCAAUGAUGAAUGUUACUUCAUUGAGAAGAUUGAGGAGAACCACUACAACACGUAUCGUUCACAGUGGCACCAGGAGGAUGGAGACUGGUACAUGGGUAUCAAGAAGAAUGGACGAACAAAAAAUGGCAGGAGAACGCACAAGGGCCAAAAUGCAAUCUACUUCCUACCAAUUCCAGUAGAUGGCAGCAUUCAGUAAAAAUUUUACUGUAUCAGAGGUCUUUACAAAACAUAAAAACUACACAAGGAAACUUGUAAAGUAAACAUGAUAUAUGGGACAUAUAUCUAUAUAAUGGAUUGUAUUUGUAUAUAUCUCUUAUUUCUUUUCUUUUUAUCUGUAAGUACCUAUGAAUUGUUAUUUUUUCUUUUCAUUUUGAUAUCAAAGAAGCCACAAAAAUAUUUUAAGAAAAAUAAAGUAUUAAUCAUUUAUGUGAAUAUACUGUAUAGUAUUUGUACUUUGUAUUUAUGAUUAAAAUUAUUUUUAGGCAGUUAC